Phyllostomus discolor (pale spear-nosed bat) is the source of this 2551-nucleotide messenger RNA. RefSeq names its product abhydrolase domain containing 1 (gene ABHD1). Lineage: Eukaryota; Metazoa; Chordata; Mammalia; Chiroptera; Phyllostomidae. Bases 620 to 1837 code for a protein of 405 amino acids. Gene Ontology annotation, molecular function: monoacylglycerol lipase activity; acetylesterase activity. The record is from RefSeq and is a predicted model, not a curated record. Gene Ontology annotation, biological process: medium-chain fatty acid biosynthetic process; medium-chain fatty acid catabolic process. The transcript is spliced from 9 exons.
UGGAGUGAGUGCUGCAGCGCGCCCGGUGUGUCCAGUGUGAGGACCGCUGGGAAGGGUGUCAGCCCCCACGGGAACCGGCCAUGUCCCGAGAGUAAAGGUCACUGUGCAUGGCUGUACUCUGUGUGACACGGCACAACGUCACCCCUGGAGCCGCUGUGUCCCAGGUGACCAGGCUGCCCGACUCGCCGCCUGCCGCCACCAGGGCAGAGUGCCAGGCAGGGGCUGGAGGGGCCCUCACCAAGAUGGCGGCGGCAGGGGCGGCCGCCGGUCCUUCCCAGGGGCCGUCCCGCGAGUGACCGCGACGCGGAAGCAGGAGGCGGGGAGGCGCGGCGCGGAAGCCAUUUGCAGGUCGCUCGGUUCGGCUCCGCAGUCGAACCUCGGGGCCCCGGACGCAGCACCCCCGACCCCGCGCGGCCCUAGCGCAGCCCCUCAAGGCUCACACGCGGCGAAUGGGGCCGGGGUCACUGGACCCCACCCCCCCGGGCAGUGGAGGCGGGACCUGCGCAGGCCGUCCAAUAGCGCGCAACGGGUGGGUCCCGGUGCAUACCUGCAGGCCUACAAGUCACAGUCAAGGCGCUGGGGCCAAUCAAGAACUUGCGAGUCAAAACCCAGCAACACUAUGCUGAGCUUCUCCCCGAGCCCUCAGCAUGGCACCUGGACAGAGCUGUUCUUUCUGCUUUUGGGUCUUGGCGCUGCCCUCUACCUGGGCUACUACUGGGCAUAUGUGCCCCAGAAGCCUCGACUGGUGACAGGGUCCCGGUUUCUGGCUUUCCUGGAGCGACACUGUCCAAUCACCGUGGAGACUUUCUACCCUACGCUGUGGUGUUUUGAGGGGCGGCUACAAACCAUCUUCCGAGCCAUACUGCAGCCUCGGCCUCUAGUCCUUUACCGGAGUGAAGUCCUCCAGACCCCAGACGGAGGACAGCUGCUGCUAGACUGGGCCGGCAGGCCCCCCGGCAACCGGCACCCAACCCCCGCCACGCAGCCCAUCGUACUGCUGCUUCCCGGGAUAACAGGCAGUAGCCAGACCGCCUACAUCUUGCACCUAGCUGACCAAGCUCUGAGGGACGGUUAUAGGGCUGUCGUUUUCAACAACCGCGGCUGCCGUGGGGAAGGGCUGCUGACCCACAGGGCCUUCUGUGCCAGCAACACUGAGGAUCUGGAGACGGUCGUGAGCCACAUAAAGCACCGCUACCCCCGUGCUCCGCUGCUGGCUGUGGGGAUCUCUCUCGGAGGGAUAUUAGUGCUGAACCACCUGGCACGGACCGGACGGGCUGCAGGGCUGGUGGCGGCACUGACUCUGUCUGCAUGCUGGGAUCCCUUUGCGACCACCAGGUCCCUGGAGACCCCACUCAACUCACUGCUCUUUAAUCAGCGCCUCACCGCGGGGCUCUGCCAAGUUGUGGACCGAAACAGAAAGGUGAUGGAAAAGGUGGUCGAUGUAGACUUUGUGCUACAGGCCCGCACGAUCCGCCAAUUUGAUGAGCGCUACACAACUGUGGCCUUUGGAUAUAAAGACUGUGUUACCUACUACCACGCAGCAAGCCCAAGAGCUAAAGUCGGUGCUAUCCAGACACCUGUGCUCUGCCUCAAUGCAGCCGACGACCCCUUCUCCCCAGCCCAUGCCCUCCCACUACAGGCUGCCCAGCAAUCUCCCCAUGUCGCACUGCUCGUCACAGCCCAGGGUGGCCACAUCGGCUUCCUGGAAGGGCUGCUCCCCUGGCAGCACUGCUACAUGAGCCGCCUCUUCCACCAGUACGCCAAAGCCGUCUUCCAGCACCUGGCAGAGCUGCUCGGCCUCGGCGCUCUCUCAACUUCCAAGGGAGGCAAGAGCUGACAACAGUGCCACUUAGGGUCUCAGUCCAGUCUUCCCUUUUUUAUUAAAUAUCAGCUUUUCCUGUCAAAUGGGCUGAGGUUCUUCACUUUCCCUGUUCUCAAGGGUAGGGUGGACCACCUAGGAACCUACCGCAUCUUUAGCCUGGCUGGCCUAGAGCUACUCAGCUCCACCCACAGAUUACUGCCUGGGUCUUCCUUUUACCCCUUCCUUCCCUCACGCCAAGUCCCAGGCCGGUGCUUGCUCCAGCAAGUGCAACGGGCUCACAGAAAGGGCAAUUGGCCCCAGGUUGUGAGGGAGAAGGAGAAACGAUUGCUUCUGCAGGAAGGACAGCACUGACUCCAGAUUCUGGGGCAUCUUCACGUAUUUCUGGAGAAAGGAUAAGCUCGGGAGCCCCCAGUGAGCAGAGGAGAGGAGGCAGGUGGUGUGGCCUGGGCUGUAGACGCCACUCUCCUAGGUGGAUCCAAAGAUGAUGAACACAGGCUUCCCAGAACUCAAGAGUCACACAGGGCCACAGCCAAGCUUUAACUGGGCAGGGCAGACGGUUCCGUCAAGUCCCAUCAGAGGCCACCUCAGCUGUGGACCCAGGCAGAGGUGGAGUGAGCAAUGGCAUCCAGGCUUCCACUUUAGUCCAGAAGGUGGCUGGGUCUAGGCCGCUGACUCCCUGGGAGCAGGAGGCUAAAGGAAACCUGGAAAGGCACUCUGGAGCAGCAGGAU